This is a messenger RNA of Trichechus manatus latirostris (Florida manatee), 1549 nucleotides long. It is a transcript of the gene TMPRSS2, whose product is annotated as transmembrane serine protease 2. Lineage: Eukaryota; Metazoa; Chordata; Mammalia; Sirenia; Trichechidae. The record is from RefSeq and is a predicted model, not a curated record. The coding region runs from base 16 to 1491 and encodes 491 amino acids. The transcript is spliced from 12 exons. Gene Ontology annotation, biological process: protein autoprocessing. Gene Ontology annotation, cellular component: membrane. Gene Ontology annotation, molecular function: serine-type endopeptidase activity.
AUUGAUCAAAUCAGGAUGGCUUUAAACUCAGGGUCACCAGCACCUUACUAUGAAAACCACGGGUACCAGCCAGCGAACUUCUACCCUCCACAGCCCCCUGGGGCUCCCAGUGCCCCCCCAGCGUACGCAACCCCCUACUACCUGUCCCCCGUGCCCGAGUACGUCCCGAGGGUUCUGACGCAAGAUUCGACGCCAGUCAUCCGCCCGCAGCCCAAGCCCCCAUCGCCGACUGUAUGCUCCUCAAAAGCCAAGAAAGCGCUCAGUAUCACCUUCACGGUGGUGGCUGUCCUUUCCGGCGUGGUGCUGGCCGCUGUCCUGCUCUGGAAGUUUUGUGAGUGCAGGGGGAGCUGGACCCUGAGUGCGGGGGGGAGCUGGUCUCACAGUCUGUGGUGUGGUGCGGUGUGGUGUUGUGUUGUCUGUCCCUCACGCACUCAUGAAGACUCUCCCUCUCCCACAGUGCGCCUCUACGGACCCGACUUCAUCCUGCAGGUGUUCUCUGCCCAUAGGAAGUCCUGGCACCCCGUGUGUUGGGACGACUGGAGUGAGAGCUACGGACGGGCAGCCUGCAGAGACAUGGGCUACAAACAAAGUUUCUACUCCAGCCAAGGCGUGGUGGACAACAGCACUGCCACCAGCUUUAUGAAGCUGAACACCAGCGCCGGGAACAUCGACCUCUACAAGAGGCUGUUCCAUAGUGAUUCUUGUUCUUUGAAAAGAGUGGUGUCUUUACGCUGUAUAGAGUGUGGGGUCACCACCAAGGUAACCCGCGAGAGCCGGAUCGUGGGGGGCAAGAACGCCAGCCUGGGGGAUUGGCCCUGGCAGGUCAGCCUGAAUGUCCAAGGCGCCCACGUCUGUGGAGGCUCCAUCAUCACCCCUGAGUGGAUCGUGACGGCCGCCCACUGUGUGGAAGAGCCUCUUUCCAACCCCCGGUACUGGACAGCCUUUGCGGGGAUUUUGAAGCGGUCUUUAAUGUUCUAUGAAUAUGGAUACCAAGUAGCGAAAGUUAUCUCUCAUCCAAAUUAUGAUUCCAAGACCAAGAACAAUGACGUUGCUCUUAUGAAAUUGCAGACACCGCUGACGUUUAACGACAGAAUAAGGCCCGUGUGUCUGCCCAACCCGGGCAUGAUGCUGGAGCCGACGCAGACCUGCUGGAUUUCUGGGUGGGGCGCCACCCAGGAGAAAGGGAAAACCUCCGAUGAGCUGAAUGCAGCUCAGGUGCCCCUUAUCGAGCCCUGGAGGUGUAACAAGAGCUACAUCUACAACAACCUCAUCACCCCUGCCAUGAUCUGCGCGGGGUAUCUGCAGGGAUACGUUGACUCCUGCCAGGGUGACAGUGGGGGCCCUCUGGUCACUUUGAAGAACAGUGUCUGGUGGUUGAUUGGAGACACGAGCUGGGGAUCUGGAUGUGCCCAGGCAAACAGGCCAGGCGUGUACGGAAAUGUGACAGUAUUCACAGACUGGAUUUACCAACAAAUGAGGGCCAAUAGCUAAUCCCUAUGUCCGUGAAACCACUGCACAGGAAGCUGGAAGGCUGUUUUUAAUUCCCGGC